AUGCCAUUAUAUGAAAUCGAGCACAGCAUCCCCCUGGACAAGUCACAGCGCGAUGAGCUUGCCCAGGCCAUCACCCACAUUCACACUCGCAAGUUUGCCACUCCUAGCUUGUUUGUGAACAUUCGCUUCAUAGAUGCCAACAGCCAGCAUAAUUAUGUGGCGGGCAAGGAGCGUGCCAUCAACCGCAUCAUGGCAUAUGUUCGGGCAGGCGGAACACGAACAACGGCCGAUUUCGAUGACCUUUCCCAGCGUGUCUCGGAUGCUUGGGGUAAAGUCGUCAAUAAGAACGGGGAGGAUUCCAAGGAGAGACAACUGAAUGCUGUGUUUGUCUUGGGCGCAAUUACUACAGGCACAGAGAAUGGGUUUCUGUUACCGCGGGCUGGGGAAGAUGCUAGUUGGCUCAAGGCUAAUGCUCCGAAGUUCGAGGAGUUAGCGAAGCAAGGGGAUGGUGAUUUUUCUGAAUUGGUUGAGGAUCUGCGGAGUAGAGAUGAUCUAGCUGUUUGA
This is a messenger RNA of Aspergillus tubingensis, 504 nucleotides long. Its product is annotated as RING/Ubox like zinc-binding domain family protein. Lineage: Eukaryota; Fungi; Ascomycota; Eurotiomycetes; Eurotiales; Aspergillaceae. The coding region runs from base 1 to 504 and encodes 167 amino acids. The record is from RefSeq and is a predicted model, not a curated record. The transcript has 3 exons.